AUGGGACAUUACCGGAGAUCCGUAGCCCUCGAAGAGCAUCUCAAUACCGAGGGCCCACGGAGUAGAGAGGAUACACUCAGCCUGGCUCGGGUCAACGGCCGAUUUUACGAUAUCUGUGCCGAGCUUCUCUACAGACGUAUCAUCGUCACGGAUGGCAAGGGGUUUAUAAACUCACGCAAGCUACAAACCACACUGACGUCAUCAGGAGCCGAGCUCCAGAAAAGGGUUAUGCAACUGCGUAUAGGCUAUGAUCACGACUACGAUAUGAGGCUAACUCUCCGGCGACGUAGGAGGCUUAGGCGGCGAUAUCCACGGCCCUUAGCACACUGGUUCAGUGCCAUCCCCAAGCUUCCGGGUCUCGAGCGUCUAGUGUUGAGAUGCCUGAGCUGUGUGGUCUACGACUUCAUAGAGGCCGGUAUACCCGCCUUGCCGCGGGUCACGGAUCUGUGUCUUUACGGCUGCGAAUUUUCCACAGGCAGCUUCUGUACACAAGAGGACUUCUUUCUAUGCUUCCCGGCGCUGCGUACCCUUACCAUCGGAGCGAGAUGGAAAACGGGGCUCCCGAACGACGCUCACGCCUUUGCGCCGUUUGCAGACACGUUGGAGACGUUUACUUGGUACGAUAUGGGAGCCUCGUCGCCCUGGCCGACGAGGGAUCUCUCAAUAUUGGCGUACCCUCUACAGGCGCGGGGGCUCAGGGUGGUAAAGCACCUCAAGGUGACGAGUCUGCUCGAGCUCAUGUGCGGCGAAACGGACGGCUGCGCGGCUGGAAAGACUGUUGAGACGAUUGAGCUUCUCGAUGGCAUCUUUGACCUUAGACAUGUGCCUCGGCUGCUGACGAAGGAUGGGAGAUGGAACGGACUUGAUGAAUCUGCUUCGCCGGAGUCUUCUUCGUCUUCCCUAAGCUCGGAGGAGACGAUUUCGGAAGAGAUGGAGAUGCUGCUCAAGUUCCUGUUCAGACAAUGUCGGGAUGUGUAUAGGCAGGUCAGAGUUCUUGACAUUCGGGUCAUUGAUGAUAAUGAUGACGCGUAUAGAACGGACGAAGAGAGAGGCUUCUUGCGCAAGCUUGCACUGGAUUAUGUCGGGAUUUUCAAAGAGGAACUUGACGUCGUCUUGUUGCAGGGUUUGUCUGGUUGA
Colletotrichum lupini is the source of this 1137-nucleotide messenger RNA. RefSeq lists its product as uncharacterized. The record is from RefSeq and is a predicted model, not a curated record. The transcript is spliced from 2 exons. The coding region runs from base 1 to 1137 and encodes 378 amino acids. NCBI's taxonomy places the organism in Eukaryota, Fungi, Ascomycota, Sordariomycetes, Glomerellales, Glomerellaceae.